CGUCGCCACCGUUCCAGCAGCAACGUUCUGGCACGCUGCGAGGAAAUGGAGAGGACUUUGCCAUUUCCCUGUGCCUAUGCAUUCAAGGCGGCCCUGCACAUCACAUUUGACGUUCUCGAUCGGAUGGCACUUAUGUCGAGGAUCACAUUUGAGAAGCUUAUGCGGGACAUCAAGAAACGAUCGAAGGAGGAGCCGUUGGUCGUCGAGCGGGCGCUGAGCCACAUUGUGUCCAGCAUUGACGCGGGCAAUGUCGUGAUGUUUGGGCCCGCAUUCUACGUGGCCUGCAGCCUGUUUAAGGACGAGAAGCCGCCGCAGCUGGCCCGUGGCACGUGCCUCGUGCGGAGCGUGUUUGUCACGCCUGGCCGACUCAUUUUUCGUCCUCCGCAGCUUGGUCAUGCGUGGUGCAGUGCCAGUCGCGACAAGGCCCGCGAGAAGGCUCUUUUUCAGUGGCUGGUCCCCAGUCCCCUGGAGGCCUUCCAGUUGGCCUCGCACCCGUUUGACCGAGAUGUGAAGCUGUCGUCGAUCUCGUUUGGCACGCUGGUGCAGUUGGGUGUGUUCGUGCAGCACAAGCUGUCCUCGUCGUCCAUCAUCGACGACCACCGCGACUACUGGAUCAACGCGACAUUCCGUCAUGACCAGCGCGUGCUGCAUGUCGAUCUGCACCUCAACCACCGCGAGGCCUGUGCAGGGCUGAUCGCCGAGUACCGGUUUAUCGUCCCAUACCUAAACAUCACAAAGGUGUGUACACACUCCCAGUGGCAUUGCACUGCUACGCAUUAGGCCGCAAAUUACUCCGGCCUGCUUGUUUUAUCUAGAUACGAUGCUGAAAUGCACGGUGAAUUAGGUGGAGUAGGAUAUAAAUAUACAUAAUGCAUACAAAUGAUACAAGAUAUCAGAAACGAGGAAGUGAAUUCGGAAUAAAUUUUUUGCAAGCAUCACUGUAUCACUUUUCCAUGUUGGCAAGUUAUCUUGU
This is a messenger RNA of Rhipicephalus microplus (southern cattle tick), 973 nucleotides long. RefSeq names its product serine/threonine-protein kinase tousled-like 2. Gene Ontology annotation, biological process: chromosome segregation; peptidyl-serine phosphorylation; intracellular signal transduction. Gene Ontology annotation, cellular component: nucleus. The record is from RefSeq and is a predicted model, not a curated record. Gene Ontology annotation, molecular function: ATP binding; protein serine/threonine kinase activity. Lineage: Eukaryota; Metazoa; Arthropoda; Arachnida; Ixodida; Ixodidae.